This is a messenger RNA of Atta colombica, 648 nucleotides long. Its product is annotated as mimitin, mitochondrial. The transcript has 2 exons. The record is from RefSeq and is a predicted model, not a curated record. Gene Ontology annotation, cellular component: membrane. Gene Ontology annotation, biological process: mitochondrial respiratory chain complex I assembly. Bases 128 to 586 code for a protein of 152 amino acids. Lineage: Eukaryota; Metazoa; Arthropoda; Insecta; Hymenoptera; Formicidae.
UGUUAAACACAGUUCUAACUGAGAACACCCGAAUGGGAAUCUGAACACUCCUUUAAUAAAAGAAGAGAAAAUACUAACCUAAAAAAAAAGUCAUCAGUUUUACAUAUAUCAAACGUAUAGCGAUAACAUGGCAAAAGAGCGUAGCGUCUUGAAAAUAAUUUGGAACAGUUUUGUAUCCUCGCUGAAACCUCGCUUUGCCCGCCGCAAAUUAAUUGGCGAGGAUUAUUUUGGCACAAAGUACUAUGAGGAAGAUAUUCGUUAUUCCGCUCGGAAAAGGCCACCGCGGUAUUUCAUUCCAGUGAACAAGGAAGACUUCGAGCAAGAAUUACCCGCGGAGUGGGAGGCUUGGUUGAGAUAUCGUAGAAAAGAACCACCCACGCGAGAGGAAAUAGAAGCUAAUUAUCAAUUGGCAAUAACUAAGAAGGAGAAUGCUGCAAAGCUUUUGAAUGAGAAUCGCCCAAAAAAUGAUACUACUAAUCUUCCCACAUCAUCCACUACUCAGACAACUCCAGGAAAUUUUCCUGUCUAUGAAGAUAUGAAAGAUUUUGGUAGUGAUUAUAAACCAAAGGACUCGUACAAAAAAUAAUAAAUAAAUAAAUAAAUAAAGAAUAAAACAAUAAAGAAUUUGAUGAAAUUUCUAAAGAAUAA